AUGAGGUACCGUUCUUUCUCCGAGGUUCAUGAGUACGAGCUGCAGACGUUCACUGAGAAGCGGGAGACGUCCUGGGCCUUCACUCCCUACGGCGGCGGAGACGUGGACGGCCCCAGCAACGGCCCCGCGCCCCUGCCGUGGGACGUGGAGGCGCGGCCGACGCACAUGUUCCACGACGAAGUGAAAGUGGUCCAGGUGCCUCACACCGCCUCUGUCAAGGAGUGCCACAGGUGCAAGGGCACGGGGUCGCUCCAGUGCUCCGAAUGCCACGGCAAAGGAUGGACCCGCUGCCUGUCCUGCCACGGCGACGGCUGGUACACGGACUCCUCGGGCUACAAGGAGCGCUGCUUCUACUGCCAGUCCUCGACGCACGGCCACGGACGCCAGGACUGCCUCAAGUGCAACGCCAAGGGCCGCGUCGCCUGCCCGCCCUGCGACAGCUACGGCCAGAUCCGCUGCUUCAUCAGACUCACCAUCACCUGGAAAGUGCACACCUCGGAGCAUAUUGUCAGGAAAGGUGGUCUGCCCGAGGAACUGGUGAAGGAAGUGUCAGGACAGGUCGCCUUUGAAGAAGAAGGUCCUCGCAUUUUCCCCCUGACCCAGUUUCCUGAUAACACAAUCAACCUUGCCUCAGCACAGCUCGUUAAUAGUCACAAGAACAAGUUUGUGGACGAGCGGAUCUAUGGACAGCGUCAUCAAGUCCGCAUUGUUCCAGUGGCCGAAGUCGAGUAUGGUUUCAAAGGGGGUCCAGGCAAAUUUUGGGUGUAUGGCUAUGAGAAUAAGGUACAUUCUCCUGACUACCCACAGACCUGCUGUUGGGGCUGCUGCUGCGUCAUGUAGUCCCUGAGCCUUACAUGGCAUCAAAAGAUAACACUUGGCUAUCCUUUCAACAGUUUUGAAUUAUCAGAAAAGUCUCUCUAGACUGUUCGAUAUAAGGCUAUUUCACACACACACAAAAAAAAAUUCUGACUGUCUCUCAAAUGUUCCUGUCUACUAUUUUCCAGGGAGUAAAAUUUUCUGGUUCGUUCUCUGAGGAUUUGUGGAAAACUCUGCAGGGAUUACAUUCCUGGGAACAUUUUUUUUCUUUUUUUAUUUCUUUUCUUUCAUGUAUACUGCAAUGAUUCAUUGAUAAACCAUAAGACUUUUUUGA
Messenger RNA from Penaeus vannamei (Pacific white shrimp), 1150 nucleotides. NCBI's taxonomy places the organism in Eukaryota, Metazoa, Arthropoda, Malacostraca, Decapoda, Penaeidae. The record is from RefSeq and is a predicted model, not a curated record.